GCGGCACAAACAACACACACGAUCUUCACUUUACACACUUUAUGAUUGGGUUUCACUACAUUUCUGGAAAGUUCGCAGAUUUAAAUGCGCCUGGAGCUCAGGAGGAGAACGUUGCAGGAUGAUUCCUGUGGUUCCUGUGGAGUCCUGCACACAUGUCCUGGCAGAGUUUGACUGCCUGGACCCCCUCCUUUCCGCCCUGCGACUGGACUUGGGACGAAUCAAAUGCACAUGUCUCUCCGUGUCCAGGAAGUGGUUGGCUCUGGGCACGUCUGCCGGAGGGCUUCACCUCAUUCAGAGAGACGGCUGGAAGCAGAAACUCAUUCUCACACACAAAGAAGGCUCAGUCACGCAGGUCUCAUGCUGCCCCCAUGAUGAAGACUUUAUCGCUGUAGCAACGAGUCAGGGUUUGGUGGUGGUGUGGGAACUGCAUUUAGAGCGGCGUGGCCGUCCUGAGCGCGUCUCUGUGUCCUGGGAGCACAGAGGACAGACGGUAACAUCUCUGUGCUGGGACAACGCGGCCCUCCGAGUGUUUGCAGGAGAUGUCGGAGGGAAAGUGUCCUGCGUCCGAGCUGGGUCAUCUAAACUCGGGAAGGGCUCUGCGUUUGUGAUCUUCCCAAUUCAGACCAUCACCACAGUGGAUUCACGUGUGGUUCAGCUGGGCUACUCGGACGGACACCUGGUGGUCUCGUCUCUCAGCCGCUGCUACCUGUGUGACACGGAGAGGGAGAAGUUCUGGCGUGUGGGUAAUAAAGAGCGAGAUGGAGAGUUUGGGGCAUGUUUUCUCCAGCAGAGUCCGGCGGGUCAGCGGGGUCAGGCGCUGCUGUACUGCGCCCGGCCCGGCUCCCGCAUAUGGGAGGCUAGUUUCGGUGGAGAGGUCCUGAGCACACACCAGUUUAAACAGCUGCUGGCCUGCCCACCGCUGCCCCUCGUCUCUUACAAGAAUGAGCCACAUUUCAGCCCCGCACAGACGAGUCCACAGUCUCUGGCUUUCCCAAGACUCCUCCAGUUUGGUGAUCAAAACCUGCUCACCUGGACGGAUUCGGCCAUCUACAUCUUCACCCCUCACAGCGGUCAGGUUCUGCUGUGGACAGAGGUCAAAGAUGUGGUGGAGAUUUCAGUUUUCCGUAAUGAGCUAUUUUGUCUACAUGGUGACGGACGUUUGUCUCACCUGUCCCUGAUGUCACCUGAGCGCUGUGUGGAGCGUCUGAUGAAGAGGGAGAACUGGACGCUCGCCACCACCAUCUGCUGCAUGUUUCAGCACACCGUUAUCACAUCCAGGGCCAGGAAGUCCCUCCCCAUUGAUCGGUUGGAGCAACUUAAGGCUCAGCUAAACUCCGCCUCCCAGGAGCAGCUGAUUGGUCAGCUGGAGGAAGUGAUCAGCAAACUGGAGCCACUGGACUCCGCCUGCAGCAGCCGCAGGAGCAGUAUUUCCUCACACUUGGUGGCGAACUCUCAGUCUGUGCGUGGAGAGGGCGACAGGUCAGACAUCAGCUUGCAGUUUCUGCCGCUGCCUUUCCGCUCAAAACCCCCACGAGUCGCCCUGCAGGCUGUUCGAGACAGUGUCUCGAGCUUUGUGAAAAAGACCACCGAGAAGAUCAACACGCUUCAGAUGAACGCAGACCUGUGGCCUCGGCCUGACCUCAGGGAAGGGGUUCAAGGGGAGGUCACGGCCACAGUGACCCCUCUUCCAGAAGAAGUCGAGCAUGAAUUGAAUGCUGAGCAGUCCAGCUCGGAGUCUGAGCUGCAGGAGUUGAGGGCCGCCACAAAGAAAGCCAUUUCCCGAAUGUGCUAUUCAGGGCUGAGCUAUUGCAUUUCUGUUCAUAUUAAUUCUCCUAAUAUUCUGCGGCGUGUUGUAGAGUUCACUCAGGCCAGUAAGGUGGUGGAGGUGAUUCAGAAGGGCGAUCUGCUGAAGUCUCUGCGCAGUCUGAGAGAACUUCAGCCCUGGAACACACCUCUGCUACUCUCACACCUGUACAGACUCUAUGAUAAACACGGAGAGGUGGCUGUUCGUGCCUACCCGCAGUUCUAUCCCACAAUCCUCCCCUCUGACAUCAUGGCCAUGGCUUUACCCAGCCACUUCCUGCCUUAUCUGGACAAUCUGGUCCAAUCACGAGUCGAGCAGCAGCGGUUGUGUUUCUUGGGCUCUCUUCUCCAGCCAGAAACUCUGCGACAGGAUUGGCUGGAACUGGCGCUAUACAAUGAUGCCCCUCAAAAGGAUGACACACUCACUGCUGACGGACAGCCCAGGUGGCACUCUCAUUUCUUCAGCUGGGGUUAUGGGCGUCUACUGUCUUUGCUGAUUCGUCUGCCUGCUGAUCUGGCCUCCAAACAGAAGAUGCUGGAGAAGUGCAGAACUCAUGGGUAUUGGAUGGGUUACCUGUACCUGUGCAGAGAGCUGCAGCGGCGGCCCGAGGCUUUCAGUGCCAUCUGCAGACUGGACGACAUGACACUACUAGAGGGGGAUGAUGGUAUUGUACCUCAGUCUUUUGACGAGUGGGUGUUGCUUCUCCAGCUCUCCCAGCAAAUCAGUUCAAGCAACGAAGCCCCGCCCACUUCAGCCCUGCCCAGCAGUCCCAAUGGAUCCUGUUCAGACGGCACAAGCGAUAGUUCUCCCGACCUAUUAGACGGUUCAACUGACUGGAGCAUUCGUGUCAGCCCGGAGAACAUCAUCCUGCGUCUGGUGCGGGUCUUCGGGCCGGACCGGGCCCUGACGGCCCUCCAGGAGCGCGGGAUACAGGUGGAUCUCAGUUCACGCUCAACGCUGGUCUGCGAUCUGCUUCGUAUGGCUGAGAAGCGGCACAGAGCAUUGAUUCAGACCAUGUUGGAGCGCUGUGACCGGUUUCUGUGGUCUCAGCAAGCGUAAGACCUCCAUGUCCACAUGAUCUCCACAUAUGCCUCCAGGACCCAGCGCUGCUCUCAGUAUGGACACACUACGUCCUGCCUUCUGUAGUUUGGGUCAUGUUUCUUUAAAACAGCUGCUCUGGGAUCAGCUGCCUUGCUGAAGAUAAUGUGGCAGAUCAGCUGAUUUCAGAUUGUGAUGCAUUCCAGUCAAUCUAAUGCAGAUUCCAAUUCAUAGGGUUUUUUUCACACCAGCACUAUGACUAUAUUGUGCCGUAAAUGGUGAAAGCACUGCGUGGGAAUCACAUGACUUGGUCUAAACUGUUCUUCAGUAUUUUGUCUCCUGUUUCCUAUUUAGCUAUUUAAUAAGGUGCUGACACAGUAUUAACAAUGGGCUUUUUUACGUCAUUCAUAAAUCCAUUUGCACAUAAAUUAUCCUAUUAAAUUGAAUUCAACAAUUUAUGUAUGAAUGCUUUGAUCUACACUUCCAUGUUUAUUAAUGAGGCCCAAUGUGUUUUCAUGUGGUUUUAGGACUAUGUAGAAUAUACAGUAUAUCCCUUAAAAAAAACAUACAUACAGUAUAUA
This is a messenger RNA of Sinocyclocheilus grahami, 3423 nucleotides long. It is a transcript of the gene hps5, whose product is annotated as HPS5 biogenesis of lysosomal organelles complex 2 subunit 2. The coding region runs from base 119 to 2863 and encodes 914 amino acids. Gene Ontology annotation, cellular component: cytoplasm. The transcript has 23 exons. Lineage: Eukaryota; Metazoa; Chordata; Actinopteri; Cypriniformes; Cyprinidae. Gene Ontology annotation, biological process: developmental pigmentation. The record is from RefSeq and is a predicted model, not a curated record. Gene Ontology annotation, molecular function: protein binding.